AUGGAAGCGUCAAGAAUGUGUUUUGGUCCUAAAUCUCUCGGUGGCGUUCGAAAGCUCCCUCUAUGUAUUAAGGCCAACAUCUCUCUUCCUUGCUGUUUGCUUCAAAACCAGACUCUUUCCUCCAAGAAACCCACAAAACACGACUCGUUCUGUGUCAAGGCUGAAACUGAGAGUAGUGGUUAUCUUGAGAGCACUCGUCCAUUGACUUCCUUUUCUCCAUCUUUUUGGGGAGAUCACUUCCUCUAUGUUCCUGUCGAUGAAUCCGAAUUCGAGGCCGUUGAGCAUGAAAUCGAAUCUGUGAUGAAGCCUAAAGUGAGAGACAUGCUCAUGUCUCUUCACAUCAGCGACAAGGAGAGGAUUCGUCUUAUCCAUCUGCUUAUCAGCCUAGGUAUCUCUCAUUAUUUAGAGAGCGAAAUAGAAGAGAUUCUACACCAAGAUUUCCAAAAUCUACACGGCUUGAUUUCGAAAGAAUAUGAUCUUGAAACAGUCGCAAUCAUGUUUGAAGUUUUCAGACUACACGGACACAAGUUGUCGUGCGAUGUGUUCGAUAGAUUCAAAGGAGAAGAUGAGGACUUUAAGGAAAGUGAAGCAAAAGAUGUUAGAGGAAUGCUACAGCUUUAUGAAGCUGCACAUCUCGGGACACCAUCGGAAGAUAUAAUGGACGAAGCACUUAGCUUUACACGGCUUCACUUGGGGUCUUUGAACAAGCAAGAAACAAGCUCCAAUCUCUUUAAGCAUGUACAAAACGCUUUGUACAGCGCUCGGUACCAUAACAUAGAGAUACUAGUGGCACGCGAGUACAUCUCUUUCUACGGCCAAGAACCAGGCCAUGACAAGACGCUCCUCAAGUUUGCAAAGCUCAACUUCAAUCUUUGUCAGAUGCAUUACAUCAAAGAGCUGAAGAUUAUCACCAAAUGGUGGAAGGAGCUAGGUAUAGCGGCUAAGCUACCUUAUAACAUAAGGGACCGAACUGUCGAGACCUAUCUUGGGUUGAUGGGGAUGUUUUUCGAGCCGAGGUAUUCACUAGAAAGAGUCAUUGCGACUAAACUUACAAUGGUCAUGACUGCUGUGGAUGAUACAUGUGAUGCAUAUGCAACUCUUCCCGAAGUUAUAAGUCUUCAUGAUGCUUUCCAAAGGUCGGAUCUUGGUGCUGUGGAAGAACUACCAAGCUCUAUGAAAAUCGUCUACCAAAAUGUGAUUGAAACUGUGGAAGAUAUUGAUCGAGAAAUGAGAGCUCGAGGAAAGUUUGGUAGAUUGCAACAAACUAUAGAUGAGACUAAGAGUCUGAUGAAACUGUAUCUAGUGAUAGCAAGAUGGGCACGCGCAGGUCACGUGCCAAGCUUUGAGGAUUACAUGGAGAAUGGAGUCCCUGCGGCUGCAAUGGAGGACUUGGCAGCCUACGGGUUUAUAGCCAUGGAGGAAUGUGAUCAAAAGAGAUUGAACGAGUGGUUCUACUCAAAACCCAAAAUCUUCCAAGCUUUGAAUACAGUUUGGCGUCUGAGAAAUGACAUUGGCACCUACGAGCAAGAGGUGAGCAGAGGAGAGGUGGCGAAUGGUGUAAACUGUUACAUGAAACAACAUUGUGUUUCCAAAGAAGCAGCGGUUGAAGAGUUGAGUAAGAUGGUAAGAGAGAAUUACAAGAUAAUGAUGGAGGAGUUCGUGAUGUGCAAAGCUGUGCCUAGACUUCUAUUGCGGCUUGUCAACAUUGCGCGAGUGAUCGAUUUGUUUUACAAGGACGGUGAUGGAUUUAGCCAGCCCGAUCAAAAGCUCAAAGACCUGCUUGUCUCUUUGUUCCUUCAUCCAAUUCCCCUUUGA
Eutrema salsugineum is the source of this 1815-nucleotide messenger RNA. Its product is annotated as terpenoid synthase 25. The record is from RefSeq and is a predicted model, not a curated record. NCBI's taxonomy places the organism in Eukaryota, Viridiplantae, Streptophyta, Magnoliopsida, Brassicales, Brassicaceae. Gene Ontology annotation, molecular function: magnesium ion binding; terpene synthase activity. Gene Ontology annotation, biological process: diterpenoid biosynthetic process.